Molecule: messenger RNA, 5171 nt
Organism: Scatophagus argus
Lineage: Eukaryota; Metazoa; Chordata; Actinopteri; Scatophagidae
Gene: pdgfrb
Product: platelet-derived growth factor receptor, beta polypeptide
Exons: 23
Coding region: 468-3788 (1106 amino acids)
Biological process (GO): cell surface receptor protein tyrosine kinase signaling pathway; angiogenesis; positive regulation of smooth muscle cell migration
Cellular component (GO): signaling receptor complex
Molecular function (GO): platelet-derived growth factor beta-receptor activity; ATP binding; platelet-derived growth factor binding
Source: RefSeq, a predicted model, not a curated record
CAGCAGGGCCGGACCACUGACUCUCUCCUCUGUGUGAAUCUGUCAGGGAAGUGGUGUGUGUGCGUGUGUGCGUGUCCCCAUUGGGAACACCUCUUUUUAGACUUGCAGCACUCUUUGGGAGUGUUGGGCAGGCUUUUCUCUUGUGAGAGAGUGUGAGAGAGGAGAGCAGACCCCCGCGGAGCUGUGUGAUUUGACUAAACAAACAGCCGGACUCGGAGAGGCACCUCCUCCAGCGGGCUCUUGGGACAGUAGAGAUUAACCUCAGACUCUGAACAUCUGAGGGAUCUAUACAUCUGAAGCAGCAGCCCCUGUGGAGACGACCAGCUGAAAAUCUCUCCUCCGAUUUCAGAAGGGAGAGACCGACUGCUGGCCUUAAACCUCUUUGGACAGAGAAGGAGGACUUGUCAAUGCAUCGAGGAUCGCUCUGAAGUUUCUUUGCAGAAUAAAGCGCACUGAAGGCUUCCACCAUGCGGAGGGUGACGGCAUCCAUGUUCCAUUUGACAGUUACGGUUGCAGCUCUUGUGUAUUUCUGCUCCGAGUCAUGCUGUCUGGAGAUCACACCUGAUGACAAAGAGCUCGUCCUGGCUCAGGGCUCUUCUGUCACCAUCACCUGCUCGGGCUCAGGAGAGACCACCUGGGAGUUCAAACGGGAAGAUGUGCCAUACAUCCAAAUGGAGCCAUUUCAAAACGGUGGUCUAAGCUACCAAAUAAUGCAAAGCAGCGCUGCAACCAGUGUUUUGACCUUGUGGAACGUGAGCUGGAAGCAUACAGGGGUGUAUCAGUGCAUUGAUCGACACAGUGAUGAAACUAAGGAGGUGGUUGUUUUUGUUCCAGACCCCGACGUGUGGUUCGUAGAGAGCUCCCACGGCAUGGUAACAAAAACCAGUGAGGAAAGCACUAUCCCUUGUGUGGUCACUAAUCCGAACAUCAGUGUCACCCUGUAUGAGACGGACACCGAUGUGCCCAUCAAAGGGUUUUAUGUUCCUAGUGAGGGGUACACGGCAGCGAUAGAGGACAGGACCUAUGUGUGUCAGGGAGAGCUGGACGGGGAGGUGAAAGAGUCUCAGGCCUUCAACGUCCUCAGCAUUGUUGUCCCAGAGACCAUCGACGCCUACAUCAACGUGUCAAAGACCGUCCUGAAGCAGGGCGAACCCCUGACCGUAAACUGCACAGUGCACGGAGUGGAGCUAGUGAAGUUUUUCUGGGAUAUCCCCAACAGAGAGCUUGGUGAAGUCCAGCCGCUGACAUACGUGCUGUCCGCCAUGAACAUGCGCUCCAGCCUGAUCUACCCUCGUGCCAUGGUGGCCCACAGCGGAAACUACAUCUGCCAUGUCCAUGAAGGUGUCCAAGACCAGACUGCCUCUGCAAGUGUCAACAUCACUGUGCUCGAGCUCGGCUUUGUGGCGGUGAAGCCCGCUCAGAAACAGAACAUUUCAGCCAAGCUGCAACAGAACGUGGAGCUUAGAGUGGAGAUUGAAGCCUACCCUCCUCCGUGGGUCAGCUGGAGCAAAGCUGGUGCCACUAUCAAGGGAGACAAAACCAUCAUAACCAGACAAGAGCAUGAGAUCAGGUAUGUCACUAUUCUCACCUUGGUGAGGGUGAGGACGGAGCAGAAGGGCCUCUACACAGCGCUUGUCACAAAUGGAGAUGACUCAAAGGAAGUGACCUUUGACCUGGAAGUCCAAGUUCCCUCUCAGAUUAAAGACCUGACGGACCACCACCUCCCUGGGAAGAGACACUUGGUGACCUGCGUAGCAGAGGGGGUCCCAACCCCGGCCAUUCAGUGGUACAGCUGUGACAGCAUGCUCAAGUGCAGCAACCAAACAGCGGCGUGGCAGCCGCUGCUACCAGAGCCAGAGCAGCUGAGCAUCCAGACCAAUGUCAGCUUCAGUGAGACUCGUAAAACCAGCCAAGUGCGGAGCCAGGUGACCUUCCACAAACCCCAGCAGGUCACAGUUCGUUGUGAGACCAGCAACCAAGAAGGACUUGUUGACAGAAGAGACAUCAAGCUGGUGUCCAGCACUCUCUUCUCCCAGGUGGCAGUAUUAGCUGCUGUUCUGGCCUUAGUGGCCAUCAUUAUCCUGUCUAUCAUCAUCCUCAUCGCUGUAUGGAGGAAGAAACCUCGUUAUGAGAUCAGAUGGAAGGUCAUAGAGUCUGUGAGCCAGGACGGUCAUGAGUACAUCUAUGUGGACCCCAUCCAUCUGCCUUAUGACCUGGCCUGGGAAAUGUCUCGAGACAACCUGGUGCUGGGUCGCACUCUUGGAUCAGGAGCCUUUGGCAGGGUGGUCGAGGCUACUGCGUAUGGCCUCACUCAUUCCCAAUCCAGCACAAAGGUGGCCGUGAAAAUGCUGAAAUCUACAGCCAGGAGGAGUGAGACUCAGGCUCUGAUGUCAGAGUUGAAGAUCAUGAGUCACCUGGGUCCUCACCUCAACAUCGUAAACUUGCUAGGAGCUUGCACCAAACAUGGCCCUCUGUAUCUGGUGACUGAGUAUUGUCGCUACGGCGACCUGGUGGACUACCUGCACAGGAACAAGCACACCUUCUUGCAGUAUUAUGCCGAGAAGAACCAAGACAACGACUGUCUCAUCUCCAGAGGAAGCACUCCGCUCAGCCAGAGGAAAUGCUAUGUGUCUUUUGGAAGUGAGAGUGAUGGAGGAUACAUGGACAUGAGCAAAGAUGAGCCCUCAGUCUAUGUGCCCAUGCAGGAGCAGAUAGACGCCAUCAAGUAUGCAGACAUCCAGCCCUCUCCAUAUGAAUCUCCCUACCAACAGGAUAUCUAUCAGGAACAAGGUGGCGGCAGACUGGACCUGGUCAUCAGUGACUCUCCCAUUCUCACCUAUGAUGAUCUUUUGGGCUUCAGCUACCAAGUGGCAAAGGGGAUGGAGUUCCUCGCCUCUAAGAAUUGCGUCCAUCGUGAUCUCGCUGCCAGGAAUGUGUUGAUCUGUGAGGGCAAACUGGUGAAGAUCUGUGACUUUGGCUUGGCCAGAGACAUCAUGCAUGACUCCAACUACAUCUCUAAAGGCAGUACCUUCCUGCCCUUGAAGUGGAUGGCACCAGAGAGUAUUUUCCAUAAUUUGUACACCACCUUGAGCGAUGUAUGGUCAUAUGGCAUCCUUCUUUGGGAAAUUUUCACACUGGGAGGAACCCCCUACCCUGAUUUGCCCAUGAAUGAGUUGUUCUACAGCGCACUGAAGAGAGGCUAUCGAAUGGCCAAACCCGCUCACGCCUCUGAUGAAGUUUAUGAGCUCAUGAAGAAGUGCUGGGAUGAGAAGUUUGAGAAAAGGCCUGAGUUCUCUUUUCUAGUUCACUGUGUGGGGAAUAUGCUGACAGACAGCUACAAAAAGAGAUACAACCAAGUCGAUGACAACUUCCUGAAGAGUGACCACCCGGCAGUCGCCCGCACCAAACCCCGACUCUCCUCACCCUUUCCUAUUGCCAACCCAGCUUUUGGCUCCCUAUCCCCCGUCACCCUCUCCUUCCCCCCGGCCCCUCACAACCAGAGCCCGAGCCCUAGAGAGAUCAGACAAGAGGCGAACGCACAGGAAGUCAUAACUUCAUUCAAUGAAUACAUCAUUCCCAUUCCAGACCCCAAGCCGGAGGAAGUUUUCACUGACGUCCCGUCAGAAAGCCCUGCAAGCUCUCUGGCUCUGGAGGAGGAGACUGACUCCAUGUCGCAGGACACGAAUGACACUCUUCCAGAGGAGGACAGGCUGGAGGAGACCAGCGAGAGAGACGCUCUGCUGGGCUCCUCGGGAGGGACACCCGAGGUAGAAGACAGCUUCCUGUAGCCACACGUAGGAAACCCUGACAAAACACAGCUCUUUUCUGGGAUUUUUUUUUUUUUUACAAACAUGCCUCAAAAGGAGAACAUGACUAAACUAGAAUGUAGCAAAACUGAGACUGAGAGGGCAACCUCUUUAUCUACACUAAGCACUCGGAAAGUUUUGCCCAUCUUUGACUUUUUGUAUCACACUUAGUACCUCUGAAACUACAAAAUCGUUAGAAAUAAUGAGCAUGAGUUUAUCAUCCAUUUAUUAGAAGCUUGCCACAGUAUAAAUGCGGUACUUGCCUCACACGGACACAUAGAAUACAUACUAUUGAAUCAGUUUACACUAAGUAAAGAUGCAUUUACUGUAUGUCCCAGUCUUAGGAGGCCUCAUGAGAUAUGUGCCUUUUCAGCUGCAUUUAACCAUAUAUCCUUUUUUUUUUGCUCUUACUACUUUAGCCCUCCUUAACAGUCCACAGUGUCAAUUUUUAGAAAAGCGGGUAUUUCUUUUUUUAAAUGAGCAAUUUUAUUAGUUUUACAAGCACAAGAUGAUUUACGACAAUAAAAAUAACCCAUUAAACAAAUUCACACACAUGGAAACAAAACACUGUACAAACAAGAAAAAAAAAAGGUAAGUUACAUAUUAGUGGGAAUCAUGAGCAUUAAACCACAAUGAGCCAUAGAAACGUGUUAAGUGAAUUAAAAUUUUAUGUUGCAUUGUAUGCCUUAAGUACGACCAGUAUCCUCUGUGUUGUAAUAGUUUUGUAAAAGGACCUGAAAUGCAGAUUCUACAUGCACUGUUUUACUAUGAGAAAUAAUUUCUUUUUAGCUACCUAUGUCAUAGGGAGGUUUCUUUGUGAGCAUUUUUUACUUUUCUAAUGUAGGUUUAUUUCGUAGUUCUGUACCAGAUUUGCACUUUAUUUAGAGAAAUGUGGAUAUUCAUAAUGAAGGUUUAAAUACAAUAGAGAUAGAAUAACUCAACUGAGAAUCAGCUUUUGACUUAAAUUUUUUUGCUGUUACAGUAAAACAGUUUCUGUGAUCGACAAGUGAAAAUAAUAAACACAGCAUAUCACUGCCAUAGCACAAGAAGCACAUGAGUGCCUUUGUAUAUAGACUGACAGAGUUUUGUCCUGCAGCCGUUUUUGCUUACUGAAUGAGCUAGAUAGCCAUACGUGUACGUGCUUUUAGUCUUUGUGACAUUGCAUAACAUCCGCUUACACAUUGUUUCAACUCUCAAUACUUUGUCCACCUUUUAAAACAACACAUUGUAGCAAAUUAAAAUGCACAAGAUCACUGUAUCACGAGCUAUGGUACCAAAGCAGUUCUUAACGUUUACAAAUGUAUUUUUUAUAUGUGCCAUUUUAUAAGUUGUAAAUGUGACAAUAAAUGUGUACUAUCAUAGUAA